GCACGGUCGUCGCCAUCGCCGACGUCGGACAAGCCCAUGGCCGCUUCGUCGUCGUCCUCGAUGGCACGGGCAUCGGCGAGCUCUGACACGGCCUUCAAGGCGAGAAGGGAGACCACCGCGGCGCAGAGGGGCUCGUCCGUCACGUUCUCCUCGACGGGCGACCAGGACCAGCAGGACGACGUCGAAGGCGCCGCCAUGCCCAAGACGCCCUACCCCGCCGAGGGCCGCGCCAUGGGCUCCCAAGAG
This is a messenger RNA of Prorocentrum cordatum, 246 nucleotides long. The record is from the annotation of a GenBank genome assembly. NCBI's taxonomy places the organism in Eukaryota, Dinophyceae, Prorocentrales, Prorocentraceae.